This is a messenger RNA of Hansenula ciferrii, 780 nucleotides long. It is a transcript of the gene UTP23, whose product is annotated as rRNA-binding ribosome biosynthesis protein UTP23. Gene Ontology annotation, molecular function: small ribosomal subunit rRNA binding. The transcript has 2 exons. Bases 1 to 780 code for a protein of 259 amino acids. Gene Ontology annotation, cellular component: small-subunit processome; nucleolus. The record is from RefSeq and is a predicted model, not a curated record. Lineage: Eukaryota; Fungi; Ascomycota; Saccharomycetes; Phaffomycetales; Wickerhamomycetaceae.
AUGCGUCAAAAAAGAGCUAAAGCCUACCGUAAACAAAUGCUUGUUUACAACCAUACAUUUAAAUUCAGGGAACCAUAUCAAAUCAUUGUUGAUGAACAAUUAGUAUUAACUGCAGAGAAACAAUCAUUUGAUUUAGCAAAAGGUUUAACUAGAACUGUUCAAGCUGAAGUUAAACCAAAAAAUAAUCAACCAGCUAUUGAAUUAGCAAGAACAUUCGAACGUCGUCGUUGUAAUCAUGAUCCUAAAGAUCCAUUACCACCACAUGAAUGUAUCAAAUCAAUUGUGAUAAUAAAUAAUCAAAAUAAACAUAGAUAUAUAGUUGCAUCAGAAAAUGAACAAUUACGUUGGAGUUUAAGAAAAAUCCCAGGUAUUCCAUUAAUUUAUAUGAAUAGAUCAGUUAUGGUUAUGGAACCUUUAAGUAAAGCAAGUGCUCAAGUUAGUAAUAAUAUGGAAUCAGCUAAAUUAACAAAAGGAUUAAAUUCUGUUGGUGGUGAUGAAAAUAAAAAUGAAUUAAAUGAUUCAAAUAAAUUAUUGAAAAAGAAAAGAGGUCCACAAGAACCAAAUCCAUUAAGUAUUAAAAAGAAGAAACCAGAAAAUAAUAAUAACAAUAAUAAGAAUAAUAAUGAUAAUGAAGGACAAAAAAAGAAGAGAAGAAGAAAACAUAAGAAACAUGGAGAAGGUGAAGUAGAAGGUGAAACAGAAUCUAAAGAAUCAGAACCAAAAACCAAUGAUUCAGUAUCGGAAAAAGCUGAAGAAAAGAAUGAUGAAACAUCAGAUUAA